Messenger RNA from Aedes albopictus (Asian tiger mosquito), 1379 nucleotides. Its product is annotated as reticulon-4-interacting protein 1 homolog, mitochondrial. The coding region runs from base 144 to 1337 and encodes 397 amino acids. The record is from RefSeq and is a predicted model, not a curated record. NCBI's taxonomy places the organism in Eukaryota, Metazoa, Arthropoda, Insecta, Diptera, Culicidae. Gene Ontology annotation, cellular component: mitochondrion. The transcript is spliced from 4 exons. Gene Ontology annotation, molecular function: oxidoreductase activity.
UUUAUUUACAUUUUUCACGGAACUUGUUUUGCAUCAGGUUCACAUCGGAUGCCAGUAGCACCGUAAUCCGCGCUUUCUUUUCCUUUCCUAGUGGUUUAGUUUCGAGUUUUAUUGAAAUUAAUUAGGUAUCGCUGCUCCGCAAAAUGUUGCCCUCAACGUGGAUCCGUUUGGUGAGUCAAAAUCUUCCGAACGCCCGCCGUUUGGCCACGGUGUCGGCAGGCCCUACAAGCUGUGCCCAGAGGAAGGUUCGUCCUAUCAGCAAAAUGUGUGGCUGGCAAAUUCACUCCUACGGCAGUUUGGAAGAGGUCCAGUUCAGCGACAACCUAAAGAUGCCAGUCCUAACGUCGCCAAAUCAGCUGCUCGUGAAGGUGACGGCCUCUUCCGUGAAUCCGAUCGAUGUCGCGAUGAUCAAGGGCUACGGAGCAUCUGUGCUGAAUGCUAUGCGCUGUAAGAGUAGUAUCGAAUUUCCUCUGACGCUGGGUCGAGAUUUUUGCGGAGAAAUUGUACAGAAAGGAAUGGGAGUGUCCAGCCGUGAUUUGGACGUCGGCGAUGAAGUGUGGGGAGUUUGCCCGCUGCAUCAGCAAGGCUCCCAUGCGGAAUAUGUUGUCGUGGAACGGUAUUGCCUUUCAAAUAAACCAGAAAAUCUCAGUAAAAUCGAUGCAAGCGCCGUGCUAUACGCUGGCCUGACUGCAUGGUCCGGUUUAUAUUUAACCGGACAGCUGGGGAAUUUGCUUGGUGCCAUAUCACCCGUCGGGGGAGGACGAGGCAAAAAGGUGCUAGUUCUGGGUGCAGCUGGUGGCGUAGGGACGCUGGUAGUCCAAAUGCUACUGGCCGAAGGUAUAGACGUCUUUGCAACGUGCUCAACCGAUGCCGUUGAAAUGGUACAAAAUCUAGGGGUCAGCUACGUUUUGGACUAUAAUGAUCCGGCCCAUGUUCAACAGUUGUCGAGUGUUGGAAAAUUCGAUAUCAUCCUGGACUGCGCCGGCAAGGGAACCGACUAUGCCACUUCCGUACCAUGGAGGUUCGAACAGUACAUCACAUUCAACUCACCGGUGUUGAAAAAUAUCGAUGACAACGGAUUCGCAACGGGCAUGUACCAAAAUGCGGUAAGUAUUGUGCGCAACAAUUUGGCAUCGGCAGGUGCCCACAAUGGACUGGUGAAGUGGGGUUACUUUGUUCCGGCCCCGCAAGGCAUCGCGUACCUGCAGAAGUUGGUGGAGAAGGGCAAACUGUUGCCGAUCAUCGAGAAAGUGUUUCCAUUUGAUCGCACUGCGGAAGCGUACGCUCGUGUGGAUGAAAAACACCUGCGAGGGAAAAUUGUGAUAGAUUACAAUUGAAAAUUGUCGAAUUUUAUAAUAUAGAUAAAUAGACGAAAUUAA